Messenger RNA from Photinus pyralis (common eastern firefly), 2429 nucleotides. RefSeq names its product ADP-ribosylation factor-binding protein GGA1 (gene Gga). The transcript has 7 exons. The record is from RefSeq and is a predicted model, not a curated record. Gene Ontology annotation, molecular function: ubiquitin binding; phosphatidylinositol binding; small GTPase binding. Bases 116 to 2068 code for a protein of 650 amino acids. Lineage: Eukaryota; Metazoa; Arthropoda; Insecta; Coleoptera; Lampyridae. Gene Ontology annotation, cellular component: trans-Golgi network. Gene Ontology annotation, biological process: vesicle-mediated transport; intracellular protein transport.
AAUUGUGCCCAAAACGAAAACCAACAUAAAAAUAAAUUUGACAAAUGACAGUUGAAAUGUCAAUCGAAUUGAAGUUUAGGAUAAUGGAAAAAGUUUAAAUUUUCAACUGAUAAUCAUGGAUAUUGUAACAACAAGCUUAGAUGCGUUGUUACAUAAAGCUACAAACACACAGAGUCAAAAUGUAGAUACUGCUGCUGUCGAGGCGUUUUGUGCCUUGAUAAAUAAAGAAAAGGAAGGACCUCCCAUCGGUGCUAAACUAUUGGCGAAUCGUAUGCAUUCAAAAAAUGAAACGGAAGCAUUACACACGCUUACAAUCCUAGACACCUCGAUGAAACGUUGCAAUAACUCAUUGCACUCCGAAAUUGGGAAGUUUCGAUUUUUGAAUGAAAUGAUAAAACUAGUUUCUCCGAAAUAUUUGGGCUCCCAAACUCCUAUAUCAAUUAAACAAAAGGUUUUACAAUUAUUAUACAUAUGGACUUUAGAUUAUCCGAAGGAAACUAAAAUUAAGGAAGCGUACGAUAUGCUUAAAAAGCAGGGAGUAAUACGUGAGGUACCUUUAAGUGUUUGUGCCGAUAAUGCUACUUUACCUGAACGCAAAUUAGGGAAUUCUAUAUUUAACGACGAAGAAAAAAAUAGGCUGUUACAAAAGUUAUUGCAAAGCAAAAAUCCGGAAGACUUGCAAGCGGCAAAUCGAUUGAUUAAGAAUAUGGUGAAGGAGGAUGACAAAAGGGCAGAAUUAAAGAGUCGUAGGGUAAUCGAACUCGAAUCAGUACACAACAACGUCCGUCUACUAAAUGAAAUGCUAGACUCCUAUAAGCCAGGAAUAUCCUCCGAGGAUGAACUUCAACUGAUAAAAGAACUACACCAAAGUUGUGAGAGACUGAGGCCAAGUGUAUUUAAACUAGCAACCGAUGUACAACAAAAUGAAGAAAUGCUUAAUGAAGUGCUACAUGCCAGCGACGAGUUAGGUCAAGUGUUCGAUAAGUUCACCGAAAUUAUAAUAAAGGGAAAUAUUCCGCAACAGGAAGUUCAGUCAAGUAAUCUCUCUCUGUUAGAUCUUGCCGACGAGUCUACGUCGAAUUCGAAUAACGUGGCACUUCAAAGUCAAGUUUCCAACGAAUCUCAAUCUGAUAUGGAUUUAUUAUGUGAUAUCUUUACCUCAAAUAUUGUUACAGAUCAAGACGAUAUUCUCAAACCCAUUUCAACACUUAAAAAUACAUCCUUGGAAGAAACUAUCCAUGCAAAGUCAAGUAAAACAAGUGCUUUGGAUGAAUUGGAUGCAUUAGGAGAACACCUACUGAAAGAAAAUCUAUCUUCGCAAAGAAGCAGUACACAAUUCAAUAAGGUGACAGAAAAAGUGUCGAUGAACGUACUAGCAAGACAGUCCUCCUUGGAAAACAAAAAUACAAAUUCGCUUACCGAACAAAGCAAAUUAACUGACUUAGUAGACGCCUUUAAGCUUGAUCUCAAUUUCCUAACUAAAACGGACUGCAACGCUACAGACAGCAUGGCGUCGCAAAAUCGAGACUUAAAUGGAGACGAUGUCCUGGUUGACAUAACAUGUGAUAAAAAAGAACAGUCGGAACCAAUAGUCAAAGAAGAGGUAACGUCGACAAUUAUUGAAAGCAAAUCCCUCACUAAAACAGAUUUCAAAUUAAACGAUCUGUUUGUAAAAUUAGAAGAAAUAAAGCCGAGUUCGUUAAUGCCGCUGGUUGUUUUGGAUGAGAAAAAUGGAAUUACGGUUACCUUCCAUUUUGGAAAGAAUAAACCUCGCGAAGACGUUACCGUCAUUGUUGUCACUACGAUUAGUAAAAAUGAACUACCUCUCUCAAAUUUGUUGUUCCAAGCUGUAGUACCGAAGAACUGCAAGUUGAAGUUGCAAAAACCUUCGGGCACAGAACUUCCGUCGCAUAAUCCCUUCCUCCCACCUUCGGCCGUCACACAAGUCAUGUUAAUAGCGAACCCUGAAAAAAUUAAAAUCUGUUUAAAGUUUAUCGUUAGCUACACGAUGGACGACGAGACGUUUACAGAAAUGGGAGAGGUUGAGAGUUUACCAGUUACGGAAUAAUUCUAAUGCAUUCCACGGCGCUUUUAUUGUUUUGGUAUUGAAAUUCCAUUAAUAGACAUAGUUGCUCGAAUUUUCUAGUACAACUUUGGUUAUCAUACUUAAGCAUAAUAAUCAUUAACAAUGUAUAAAAUGGACUGGUGCCAUCAGAAAAGCAGAUUAAGAGGCGGUUCGUGCACUAAUGAGAUUGCAUUUAACUUUUUAACGUACUUAGUUUUCUUUGUACUUUACAGAACUGUUUCUUGUAUAAAUGUAUUUGUUUAUUAGUAUUUUGUGAUAUAUGUAACAACAAAUUUUAUUUGACAAUGUUUUGUUGAAACUUCUAAACAUAUUUUUUAAUUUAUAUAUAAAUAAGUUAUGCAUA